This is a messenger RNA of Truncatella angustata, 1326 nucleotides long. Its product is annotated as ketopantoate reductase PanE/ApbA C terminal-domain-containing protein. The transcript has a single exon. NCBI's taxonomy places the organism in Eukaryota, Fungi, Ascomycota, Sordariomycetes, Amphisphaeriales, Sporocadaceae. The coding region runs from base 1 to 1326 and encodes 441 amino acids. The record is from RefSeq and is a predicted model, not a curated record. Gene Ontology annotation, molecular function: 2-dehydropantoate 2-reductase activity; NADP binding. Gene Ontology annotation, cellular component: mitochondrion; cytoplasm.
AUGGCUAGCCGCCAGAGUACUCCAGAUUGGUUGCAGCGAAUACUGGACGACAGCUCAGCUCCUCCAAAGCUGUACUCUUGGACUUCUGCAAACCUGAGCAAGGAACGUGCCAAUCAAGCAGUCCCCAAGACUCAAGAGAACAGCCCAAAAAAGCCGUCCAGGGAUAGAAUUCAUGUUCUAGGUAUAGGCAAUAUGGGGCGCUUGUUCGCCAGCAGCCUAGCUAAGCUGCCGUCCAGGCCACCCAUCACGUUGGUCUUGCAUCGAAAGGCACUCCUGGAGCAGUGGGUUUCUUCUCCAGGCAUUGAGAUCACCCGCUCUGGUGAAGUCCAAAAAUCUACGGACUUUGAUGUGGAGUGGUGGACUGAUGAGAAACCUCAUAGUGGACCGGUGAUCGAAGCUACGAGCGGCACUGGUAUCACCAAUCUCAUUGUGGCUACCAAGGCAUCUGACGCUUUGCCCCUGGUGGAUAGAUUGCGGAGAUACUUGGACGACAGCUCAACAGUAGCUUUUACACAAAACGGAAUGUGCAAGAUGUGGCCGCCGGUCGGAGAUAUCUAUACUGGCCAUCGCUUUUCGAAAGACAAAGGGCCCAACUGGAUCGCAUGCAUCACCACACACGGAGUUGUAUCUCUGGCCCCGUUUAGAAGCAGACAUGCUUCAGUGGCUGACGUGUUAGUCGGACCAGUGUCCCUGAAUGCUCAGACUGGGAGCAGUUCAAAUUAUCUGACUGAUCAGAUCGUCAACGGUCCAGACCUAUAUGGCAGAAAGGUCUCCAAGUCAGAUCUGUGGGUAUCGCAACUGAAAAAACUUGUGGUGAAUUCUGUCAUCAAUCCAUUGACCGCGCUUCUGAGAUGUAGGAACGGAGAUCUGUUCUUGUCAACGGAUGACGAGGUAGCGCGGGUUAUUGAUAUGCUCAUUCUAGAAGCAAGUGAAGUCCUAAAAGCAUUGAUUGCGCAUUCAUCAAGUGCCGAGAUUCUGGAAAUUACCAAUGUCGAGCACAAGUACGAUCCAGACAGUCAGCAGACGAAUGCCACCAUGGAUAAACUUCAUGAUCAGUUCUCAUUUGAUAAUCUCCGCAAGAUGGUCUACGAUGUGGGUCACAAAGUCAGAGAAAAUACCAGUUCAAUGCUUCAAGACGUACGUGCAGGCAAGCCCACUGAGAUCAGGGACUUCAAUGGCUGGCUCGUGGAAACUGGGGAAUUGCUGAAUGAGGGCCUCGAUCUGCCGAGCCACAAAAGACUCAUCGGCAUGGUAGAAAACGGGCUUACACUAUCACGCGAAGAGCUAGGCGACCGUUUCGGGAUCACUGAUGGGCAGACGCCCUGA